Molecule: messenger RNA, 453 nt
Organism: Rosa chinensis
Lineage: Eukaryota; Viridiplantae; Streptophyta; Magnoliopsida; Rosales; Rosaceae
Product: E3 ubiquitin ligase PQT3-like
Exons: 3
Coding region: 70-438 (122 amino acids)
Biological process (GO): ubiquitin-dependent protein catabolic process; protein ubiquitination; mRNA processing
Cellular component (GO): nucleus
Molecular function (GO): ubiquitin protein ligase activity
Source: RefSeq, a predicted model, not a curated record
UGCCCUACAAAUGGUGAUCCAAACUAUGACAUCAAAAGAGUGAAGCCACCCACUGGCAUUCCCAAGUCCAUGUUGAUAGCAACCCCAGAUGGCUCAUAUGCACUGCCGAGUGGUGCAGUAGCUGUAUUGAGGCCGAAUGAGGCUGCUUUUGAGAAAGAGAUCGAAGGUUUACCGUCUACGCGUUCUGUUGGUGAUUUACCACCUGAGCUACACUGCCCCUUGUGCAAGGAAGUGAUGAAAGAUGCUGUUUUAACGAGCAAGUGUUGCUUUAAGAGCUUUUGUGAUAAGUGUAUUAGGAAUUACAUUACCUCAAAGUCAGUGUGUGUCUGUGGGGCUACAAAUACACUUGCAGAUGAUCUACUGCCAAAUAAGACUCUCAGGGAUACCAUCAAUCGAAUCUUGGAGUCUGGUAACAGUAGUAAUGAUAACGCUGCAUGAGUCAAUGAGUGUAAA